CUUCUUUGACAAAUGGGAGUGUAGUUGAAUUUGUGUUUGCAACACUAGUGCCAGUGGAAGACCAACUAUGGAUAAGCGAUGUUAUGGUUGUGCUUCAAAGUUCACUCUGUUCAAAAAAGAGUUGGGCUGCAAAAACUGUGGACGCUCAUUUUGUUCAGGGUGUCUAACAUUUAGUGCAUUGGUGCCACGCUACGGUAACACUCAGCAAAAAGUCUGCAAGCAGUGCCAUGGCGAUCUCACAAGUGGUGGAAAAAAGAAUGAUGCUGCAAGAUGGUCACCACCUGAGAACUACAAAAAACGGGUUGCUGCCCUUGAAGCCAAACAGACUCAACCUUCAAGACAUGCUAGUGGAACUAAGAAUACAUCAGCUCUCAUUUCAACCAAGGGUCUUAGUAAAGAGGACCAAGAGAUUGCACAAAGACUCCAGAAGCUGAAAGAGGAACCAAAACCAAAAUCCAUACCGUCUGAGAAGGAGAUAGAGACUCGUCUUGCUGCCCUGAAAGCUCCAGAUCAGCCAGUGCCUUCCACUCGAGAGAUGGAAGACCGUUUGGCUGCUUUACAAGGAAAACCACCUCCUUCUAAAGCUCCUCCAGCAGUUCACCAGCCGCCUGAUAACAGGACUCAAACCGAACAGGCCAAUGACUUAAUCAUGCAAAUGACUGAGGAAGUUGCCAUUGAUAGACAGCAGUGCCCUGAUGCUGAUAACUCCGAGAGUCCAGUCACCUCCCUGAACGAUCUCAACAAGCAAGCAAGCAGUGAGACAGUGGAUGAGAAUUUGGAUGAUGAACAGCUGUCACUCAAGAAGAUAGAGGAGGAAAAGAGCCGCUUGCUGGCCAAGGCCAUGGAGGAGCUCAAACGAGAGGAAAACUGCCAGGGGCAGCUUCUUCAGGUAGCCAAGAGACUGGCUGUGCUGCAGGGGCGUGACCCGGACAAAGUCACUAUGACAGAUUUCCAGCAACCUGACAGUGAUGAAGAGACUGAGGAAGAAGCAACUGCCAGGAUACUAAAAAGGCUGUCAGAAGAGUGUGCCUUAGAUGAAGCCAGUGGUUAUAACAUCCCUCCAGAGCACAGUGGCCCAGACAAUAAAAAAAAGCCCAAUUUGAAUAAGAAGCAGAUUCCAUCUCAGCCAUCUAAAACAAAGCCUCCUGCUGUCUCUGUGAACUGGGGUGCCACACGUGAUGAGGAUGACGAUGAGGAAGAUGAGCUGCCCUGGUGCUGUAUCUGUAAUCAGGAUGCCACCAUUCGGUGCCACACAUGUGACCAAGACCUGUACUGCAACCGUUGUUUUAGGGAAGGCCAUGAUGAAUUUGAUCGAAAAGAACACCGCACAUCCAGUUACACAGCCCCCAAGAAAAGCAAGAAGACAGGAUCCUCAAAAUACAGUUAAAGUGUGUCACUAACAACCCCAAUGUGUCACUACAGAUAAUAAAUUCAUUACAAAGUAAAUACAGUUAAUCACUGAUGAAUGCAUUUAAGUAUCUAGAAAUAGUUGUUGAACGCUACCUAGGUAUGUUGAAGUGCGCUAGCCUCUGGCAUAAUGAUAUGGCUUUUAAUAUUUAAUAUAGUUUCCGUCAAGGUUUAAUAUCCAUUGUAUGUCAUCAUAUCCGUAAUCUGUUUUUAUUAAAAGGAGGUAGUUAAAUGUAGUGUUUAUUCACUAAUGGAAAACUCUUUGGGUCCAAAUAUUUCCUUUUUGUCCCUAGUAAAUAUUUGGACCCAAUGAGAUGGGACAAUAGGAUCCAGGUUUAAAAAAUCCCAGAGUUUUCCUUUCAUUCGUUCAUUCAUUCAUGUUCAGUCACCGCUUUCUCCUGCUCAGGGUUGCAGUGGAUCAGGAGCCUUUCCUGGAAGCACUGUGCAUGAGGCAACAAAAACCCACACAAUCCCUAACCACAAGCUCAGGAUCGAAGCAGGGACCCUGAAGCUGUGAGGCAGGAAUGGUACACGUUUUGCACCACCAUACUGCCCUAUUAAUUUUUAAUAUACACCUAACUGUAGUUUUGUGGGUUAAAUACUUUUUCCGAACGGAACAUUAAAAUGAAUCAAGCAUAUUAUUUGAAUAAAAUAAAAUUACUUGAAAACAAGCAAAGUCUUCUUUCACUUCAACUUGGGACGGUUGUGGUGUCCCUCAGAAAAAGUGCUUAGUAGAAACUGAACAAAAGAACAGUGAUGCAUUGUGGUAUAUAUAAAAUAAACACCACCUUUACAUUCAAAUACAGGAAGCGAUAUAUCCCUAUGCUGGAGAAAAAAUUCAUGACUCAGUGUAUUUAAUUAAGUGCAGAAUUUGCACUUCAGUAAAAUAUGUAAGUUCAACAAAAAGUAAUUAAUGGCAGAUUUAUGGGAAACUCAUUAAAUAGAAAUGUGUACAUUUGCAAACUUGAUUUAUUGAAGUAACAUGGACAAUAUAUCAACAUGUAAAAGCUACAUAAUGCUAAAGUCACUUUUUACAGUGUACAUGAAUGGAAUUACUGUAAGUAAUAAGAGAAGUGAGUAAAGUUUUUAAGUGAUUUAA
Molecule: messenger RNA, 2506 nt
Organism: Neoarius graeffei (lesser salmon catfish)
Lineage: Eukaryota; Metazoa; Chordata; Actinopteri; Siluriformes; Ariidae
Gene: zfyve19
Product: zinc finger, FYVE domain containing 19
Exons: 12
Coding region: 68-1387 (439 amino acids)
Biological process (GO): mitotic cytokinesis checkpoint signaling; abscission
Cellular component (GO): midbody; cleavage furrow; centrosome
Molecular function (GO): metal ion binding; phosphatidylinositol-3-phosphate binding
Source: RefSeq, a predicted model, not a curated record